AAAUAUCUCCCUGGCAAAGAGCAUUUAUUUUGUUUGUUCAUCGAUCGUAAACUAUGGCGCUUGUGAGAGCAGCUCAAGGAACAUCCUCUGAUUCCAACACUCAUUGGGGUUACCGUUACGAUGUUUUCUUGAGUUUCAGAGGUGAAGACACUCGCAGGACUUUUACCGACCACCUCUACACAGCCUUGAACAACGCAGGAUUUCUCACCUUCCGAGAUGACGACGAACUUGAGAGAGGAGAAGAUAUCAAGCCAGGACUACAGAAAGCAAUCCGUCAAUCACGAACGUCUGUUGUCGUGUUUUCGAAAGAUUACGCGUCAUCCAGAUGGUGCCUUGAUGAGCUUGUCAUGAUCCUUGAACGCAAGAGGACUACCUCGGACCAUGUAGUAUUACCAGUCUUCUACGAUGUCGAUCCAUCCCAUGCGAGGAAGCAGACGGGAAGCAUCGGAAAAGCAUUUGCAAGACACGAGAAAACUCAGUCGCCGAAUAAGGUGCGGGGAUGGAGGGAGGCACUUGCAGAGCUUGCUGAUCUAGCAGGGAUGGUCUUAUCAAAUCAAGCUGAUGGGUACGAGUCAAAGUUUAUCACAAAAAUUAUUAAGGUGAUUGGUGACAAGCUAAUUCGCACACCCUUGGCUGUUGAAUCCAACUUGAUUGGAAUCCAAUCUCGAGUCAAACACAUCAAUUUAUGGUUACGAGAUGGAUCAACUGAUGUUGGUAUAGUUGCUGUGCAUGGGAUGUCUGGAAUAGGGAAGACAACAAUUGCUAAAUAUGUUUACAAUUCAAAUUUUACAAGUUUUGAAGGGAGCAGCUUUGUUGAAAAUAUCAGAGAAACGGCAAGUCAACCGAACGGGUUAGUUCAAAUGCAAAUGCAACUUCUUUAUGAUAUUUUGAAGGGGAAGGAGGAGAAAGUGCACAGUGUCAGUGAAGGAAUAAGUAAGAUUGUAAGAGCCAUAAGCUCUAGAAGAGUUCUUCUUGUUCUUGAUGAUGUAGACCAUAUGGACCAAUUAGAUGCAGUACUACGGAUGAAAGAUCGGUUUUAUCCUGGAAGUAAAAUAAUCAUAACAACAAGGCGUGAAAGGUUGCUAAAGGCACAUCAAGUUACUAAGGUCCACGGAGUUGAAACUUUGGAUUACGAUGAAUCGUUGGAGCUCUUAAGCUGGCAUGCGUUUGGCCAGGACCAUCCCCCUGAAGGUUACAUGGAAUAUUCAAAAAAGCUAGUGCGGCAUACUGGAGGACUUCCAUUAGCUCUUCGAGUUUUGGGUUCUUCUCUGUUAGGUGAAAGUAUGGGUGUGUGGGAAAGUGCAUUGGAGAAGCUAGAAGUUAUUCCUAAUGGUGAAAUCAUGAAUAAACUAAGAAUAAGCUAUGACAGUUUACAAGAUGAGCAUGAUCGGAAAUUAUUCCUCCACAUUGCUUGUUUCCUAAUAGGAAGGCACAAAAACUACAUUGUUAGAAUACUAGAUGGAUGUGAUUUCUAUACAACUGUUGGCAUUCAAAAUCUCAUUGAUAGAUGCUUGGUGAAAAUUGAUACAGACGACAAGGUGAACAUGCACGAUCUAAUUUGUGAUAUGGGAAGAGAAAUAGUUUGCCUAGAAUCAGAAGAGCCUGAGAAACGUAGUAGACUAUGGCGUCGUAAGGAUUCCUUCCAAGUACUGAGGGAAAAGACUGGUACACAAACAAUCCAAGGUCUUGUCCUGGACAUGCAUUGGCAUCCUGCAAACAGUCCAAUAAACACAAAUGAGACAGUCUUUGAAACCAAUGCAUUUGAAAGGAUGCACAAAUUACAACUACUCCAUCUUAGACGUGUACGGCUAGAGGGAUGUUACGUAAAUUUCCCUACAGGAUUAAGAUGGUUGUGUUGGCCUGAAUUUCCUUUGGAUUCUGUACCCAUUGAUUUUCCUUUGGAGUGCCUAAUUGUUCUUGAAAUGCAAUAUAGUAGCUUGACACAAGUCUACAAAGGAACAAAAUUUCUUCCUUCAUUGAAGAUCCUUGAUGUGAGCCAUUCUCAUGGCCUUAGUCAAACCAUGGAUUUCUCAUACUGCCCCAAUCUAGAGGAAUUGAUUCUUGUAGAUUGCGAAAGCCUGCUUGAUGUUCAUGAAUCCAUUGGAAACCUAGAGAGACUUGUGUACUUGAAUAUGGAGGAUUGCAAGAAUCUUAGGAUGCUUCCUAACAUGUGCAUGCUAAAAUCACUUGAAACACUCAAUUUAUCUGGUUGCUCAAAUCUUAAUGAGAUGAUGAAGAAGAUGGAAUCCGUGAAAGUUCUCGAAACAGAUGGUAUUUUAAGCGAAUUACGGCCUGGUAAAAGUUCGAGUAUCUUGACUUAUUUGCCAUGUUCUUUAGUAAAGUUAAACCUUAGUAGGUGCAACCUUUCUGAUGAUGCCUUUGCUACGGAUUUAAGUAAUCUAUCCUCGUUGCAAUAUCUACGUUUAGAUGAUAACCCAAUUUCUAGCCUACCUAUUUUCAUCAAAGGUUUGAGGAGGCUCUAUUCUCUCUCUUUAUCGGGAUGUAAGAGGCUGGAAUCUCUCUCUUUAUCGGGAUGUGAGAGGCUCCAUUUUCUCCAUUUAUCGAGAUGUAAGAGGCUCGAAUCUCUCUCUUUUUCGGGAUGUGAGAGGCUCCAUCUUCUCGAUUUAUUGGAAUGUAAGAGGCUCGAAUCAGUUGUGGGGUUGCCGAAAAUUGAAAUCAUUGUCGCAAAUCGUUGCAUAUCAUUAAAAACUAUAACAUAUCAAGCCAAUGAGUUGAGAGCAUUGACCUAUCUGGGUGAGAACCGCAAUGUAAUUGAGUGGGAGUACUAUCACAAGUUAGAACCUAUUGGCAGAGUUGAUGUGGAAAUGAUGAAACUUUUCAGCUUGCACAACUUGGAAAUGAGGAAACGUUUCGGCUUGCAAAAUUUUAAACAUGUUGAUUGGAUUUGGAGUCCAGUUCAGGGACUGCAUCAACAAGGUAUAUACAGCACAAAUUUUACUGGGAAUGAGGUUCCUGGCCGGUUCAGCUAUAGAAGUACCAAGUCCUCAAUUUCUUUUAUUGUGCCUUUUCUUGCAAGUCACAAAAUUCGAGGCUUGAACAUCUUUGCUACCUAUGCAAACGAGAAGAAUUGGUUUUAUUCGGGUAAUCCAUUUAUAAGGAUUGAAGUGAGCAACAAGAGCAAGGGUAUGACGUGGGUCUAUGGACCAAGACUCUACGGUUGUCCAAGAGGAAGAGGAGAUGAUGUGACAUGGUUGAGCCAUUGGACAUUGGACAAUGAAACAAUAAUAUUAGAAUGUGGAGAUGAAGUGGUUGUUUCCGUAAUGACGAGGAGACCUUAUGAGAGAUUUUGGGUAAAGGAGUUCGGGGUUGAGCUUGUGCAAGAGCACCAAGACAAGAUGAGUACCCAACACAACACCACUCCAGAUCCUAAUGAUCCAUUUGUCAUCGGUGGAGAUUUGUCGUCACCGCCAGAGCCUAUAUCAGGAGAAUAUUUCUUGCACUGGUUCAGUGCAGAAGAAAUGAAAAAUACUGAUUUUUGUAGGCCGAAAUGGUUGAAUACCCUCAUCAUGGACUCAGACAAAGAAGAAGAGCAACGGAACGAUCUUGAUCAGAAAAUUGCAGCAGCGAGUGCCAGAGGCAAUAAGUGCCAUCUGGGAGGAUGGAGGGGGCUAGUCACUGCUGCCAUCUUCCUUCUCACGCUAACUCAAAUCGUUCGGCCCUCCAUCUCUCAGAAAAAGAAGCGACAGUAGUCAAAAAGCCCUCCAUGAGUUUUUAAUUUUACAAGAUACAGACAUCUCUACAUUAUCACCUUGUCUUCAAGAUGUUCUCUGCCUUCAAACACAAGACUUGGAGUUCAUAACUAAGCCAUGUUAACCGCUUGGGAUAUGAAAGACCCUUGCUAUUAGAUAAAUGUCUUCAGCAUCAUCAAAUAUUGUGUACAUUAUGGCAUUAGCGUUACCAAAUUUUUCUUCCCUGCCA
Messenger RNA from Pyrus x bretschneideri (Chinese white pear), 3939 nucleotides. RefSeq names its product disease resistance protein RUN1-like. Gene Ontology annotation, biological process: signal transduction; defense response. Lineage: Eukaryota; Viridiplantae; Streptophyta; Magnoliopsida; Rosales; Rosaceae. Gene Ontology annotation, molecular function: protein binding; ADP binding. The coding region runs from base 54 to 3710 and encodes 1218 amino acids. The transcript is spliced from 6 exons. The record is from RefSeq and is a predicted model, not a curated record.